Molecule: messenger RNA, 816 nt
Organism: Trichoderma citrinoviride
Lineage: Eukaryota; Fungi; Ascomycota; Sordariomycetes; Hypocreales; Hypocreaceae
Exons: 2
Coding region: 1-816 (271 amino acids)
Molecular function (GO): catalytic activity
Source: RefSeq, a predicted model, not a curated record
AUGGCCGACGCCUUUUCUCUCUUCACCUCUCUUCGGUAUGAUCCGGCCUUGUUGGAGCUCCCAUCAAAGAAGAUCGACUACGCAGGAUGGAACUCUGCCAAUCGGUCCCCGUUCUACAUGCUCGACUAUCAUCGCGAUCGCAUGCUACGGGCAGCAACCCACUGGGGAUGGGACAAGGCCAUCCAAGUCCUUUCGGGCGACAAGGGCCUGGACUCGUUGAGAAAGGCAGCGGAAGACUUCAUCGGCCCAUCUCAAACGGCUCCAUUGCGCUUCAAGAUUCUCGUCAGCCGCGAAGGCGUUGUGAGCUUCGAGAAGAACAACACGGCCCCUGUUGGCCUCGAGAAUCUGUUUCCUCUGCGGCUGCCUCCCCCUGGAUCUCCAUCCGCUCCUCAGGAGCCGAAGAAAAGCCCUUGCUGGACGAUAGUGCUUGAUAACAGUCAAACGGCAGCUUCAGAGUACACUCACUUCAAGACGACCAAGAGAGAGAUGUAUGAUUCUUCGCGCGAGAGGCGCGCCAUUGCCCUGACAGACGAGCGAGAAGUCUUGCUGGUCAACCGGGACGACGGGUCCAUCAUGGAGGGAAGCUUGACAACGCCAUAUUUCUGGCGAGAUGGCCAAUGGGUCACUCCGCCUGUUCCUGCGACCUUUGGCCUGGGGGCCGGGAGCGGUGGCCAAGACGGGACGUCGAGACGAUGGGCAUUGGAAAGGGGACUGGCCGUUGAGCAGAGUGUUCCUGCAAGCUCCUUGGUGGAUGGCGAAGAGUGCUGGAUAAGCAACGGGGUGAGGGGGUUCAUCGCUGGUGUUGUUCGCCUUUAG